Molecule: messenger RNA, 719 nt
Organism: Cannabis sativa
Lineage: Eukaryota; Viridiplantae; Streptophyta; Magnoliopsida; Rosales; Cannabaceae
Exons: 4
Coding region: 1-474 (157 amino acids)
Source: RefSeq, a predicted model, not a curated record
AUGGUCUUGAGAGAGCUGGUUCCGGAAAGGCAAAGGGAGGAAACAUCGAGAAAUCGGAUACGACGAGUGAUGAGAUGGGAUCCUCUAAACAACGAGUUUUCCAAGAGUGAAGAGGGUACUGCAGACUAUGAUAAUAACAAGUUUUCUGAUACAUGCUAUCUGUCCUGCAUUGGCAAUGUGACGGGGUUCGAAGAUGCUGGUGUGGAGGUGAAAUGGGCUAAUGGUAUUACAAGCAAGGUUGCGCCUUAUGAAAUUGUUCGGGUGGAUAAACAUGAUGGUGCAGCUUCAAUCUCUGUGGAUGAAGAAGUUGAGGACUUGAGCGAAGAUAUGAUCGAACAUGACAAACAAUUUUCAAGAGACAAAAAAUGGAUUCGGUUAUUUCAACUGUGGUUGAUGUUGGCUGCAAGAAACACCUAUGGGAGACUGCUUCCUUUUCCCUUCCACAAGCUGCCAUUGGUUUUUUCACAAACGUAGCUGCAAGUCUACUUGGAACCCUUGACUCGAACUUGGAUCCAGAUUCAACACCAUUAGUUCAAGUCCCCGAAGUUCAAAGUGAAUCUAAGAUGUCUAAUGCAAAAGAAGUAAUGGAAGGGAAUGAUCUUUGUUCUGAAUCAGAACUAGUAACCGAGUUGGGUAUAUUUGGAAACAGACAUGUAAAUAAGGCAGAUAAACAGAUUCAAGAGGAUAAAGAUCUACCCCAUGUGACCAAAAAUGAUAAU